Messenger RNA from Diachasma alloeum, 1081 nucleotides. RefSeq lists its product as uncharacterized. NCBI's taxonomy places the organism in Eukaryota, Metazoa, Arthropoda, Insecta, Hymenoptera, Braconidae. The record is from RefSeq and is a predicted model, not a curated record. Bases 231 to 581 code for a protein of 116 amino acids. The transcript has 2 exons.
CGCCCCUCACUGAAAAUCGACUCGUCUCACCCCCCCCCCCCUCUAAUCGUCAAUUCAAUUCCACUUGUUCGAUUUCAUCAGCGAAACGGUCGAGGGAACUAUCAAUGUCGCAAGCUCGUUUCUUCCGAAUAUUUAUCAAACAAAAGAGAGAUUUUUGAGAGUAUAUGUGAGCUUGUGUGCAUAGGGAAGAAGCAUUACAUUGGGCUUCCGAGGAUCGAUAAACUAGGAGAAUGUUCAAGAAAGCGCUUACUGAGUCAGGAAAGCGAAUUUUAAAGGCAGUAAAAAAACUAUCAACACGAAGUAGGGCAGUUACGAAGUCGCAGCUGAAGCAAAAAAAGUCGUACUACAAUGAGGUAAUGUACGAACUGUCUCCGGCAGUUUUGCCGGGAUGGACUGCGACAUAUUUAGAGCCGGACAGUGAGUACAUGUCGUUGUCGCUGCAUUCACUGGACGCCAAGAGCAUCGAUACUUACGUUACUUACGUGCCGGAAGGAUUGUCAGAGUGUACUUCGAUAUGUAGUUACUGUAUCGAAUAUGAGAAUCGGAGGAAUGAGAACAUUGAAAAUGGGAUGAUAAUUUGACGUUUUUUAAAAUCCAAUUAUUUUAAUUGAUGAUUCAAAUCCAUUGCAUAUGAUCAUCAGUGAUUAAUUAGGUGAUAACCGAUUACCAUGAAUAAGUGCAUUUAUUUAUGGCUCAAUGGAGUCCUGAAACACGUAGAGUUUCUGAAUUUAUAAAUAUUUUUAUUUAUUUGCAUUAUUCAUAUAAGUAUUCUUGAUUUCAAAAUGCUCAGUCAAUAGUUAGAAACUGUAGAUGAUAAUGAUUUUAAUCGAUAGCAAUCAUUGGCCUAUGGUCCAACGAAUGAAUCACUCUCAUCUAAGGCUUCAUGCGAUGGUUAUAAUUACGAUUGGGAAUUGUUGCUCAAAUAAUUUGCCAUUUCCUUCAUUAAAAACUGAAACGUUACGGGCACAUGUAUAAAUGAGAAAUGAUAUUGCAUCUCCUGGAGACCGAAUUGUAAAUAUGAACAUUCGAUACCUCUAAGAAGAUUUCUAUUGUGAUAUAAUGCAUUAUUAUAAUUAUUAAA